Molecule: messenger RNA, 2093 nt
Organism: Rosa chinensis
Lineage: Eukaryota; Viridiplantae; Streptophyta; Magnoliopsida; Rosales; Rosaceae
Product: eEF1A lysine and N-terminal methyltransferase
Exons: 2
Coding region: 124-1500 (458 amino acids)
Source: RefSeq, a predicted model, not a curated record
CACAUUGCAAAGCCCCUAAAACCAAUCGAGCAAAAUGCACUAAACCUACCCACCAUAUAAACAGCUCCCCCACGAAAGAAACUUUUAGACUCUCUUGGAUCAAAAAUACGAUUUCCCCCAGAAAUGGCUAUCCUCGAUGAGACGACUUUCGAAAUGAUAAACCCAUCUCGUUUCACUACCUUCACUUUCCCAAACCCUUGCGACUCCACCGCCACCUCACUCCUCCGCGUCGCCGUUCUCGACUCGCCUUUCCAACCCCCCGCCGACCCACCCCGAGUCGCCGCAAUGCUCGUCCCCAAACACCGCCACUCCGACUGGAUAUUCUCCACCCACUCCGGCCAUCUCCACCUCCUCCUCAGCUCCCCCGGCAUCUCCCGCCUGAUCCUCAUCGGCGACAGCUCUCACCACUCGCCUCCAAUCUACCGCCGUCCGCUCAAAAACGACGACACGUCGUGUGACGACGAACUCGCGGUGAGCCUGAAACCUCUCUUCCUUGCUUUAUCUCCCAAGUCCUGCUUUAAACACGGCAUUCCUGAGAUACCCAUUUUGAGUUACGAAGAUAAUUUGAUUUCUAGUUUGGUUUUGGAGAAAUGUGUUGGAUCUUUGGUUGGUGAAAUGGUGGUGGAGGAUGUGGAGAUUGACGUUGGUGGUGAGGUUUCAACGAGGGAGUUCAGGAGGCGUUUGAGGUUUAAAAGAAUGCCCAAUUUGAUUCAGACGGAGGUGCGUAUUGUUCCCAAAAUGGGUUUUGGUUUGGAUUGUGUAGGAAUUGGACAAGUUGAGUUUAGGCUAGAUGAUAGUGUUUUAGUGCACUCUUAUUUGGUUCCUAUGGUCGCAAGUCUUAACCUGGCUGCUCCUUACAUUGAGGGGCGGAUUCAAAGUGGGGUAAGGCCAAAAGCUUUGUGUUUAGGAGUUGGGGGUGGGGCUUUGCUUGGUUUCUUGAGAACCCAAUUGGGUUUUCAGGUUGUGGGUGUGGAAGCCGAUGAGGAGGUGCUAAGGGUUUCUAGGCGGUAUUUUGGGCUGGACGAUAGAGAGCACAUCAAAGUUUGUGUUGGAGAUGCAUUGGAAUUUAUAGAUAAACUUGCUGGUGCCUGCGAGGUAGAGGUUGGUUGUGACGUGGGCAGAGGCAAUGAUGUUGAUACUAAGUUUGAUGUGAUUAUGGUUGAUUUGGAUUCAAGUGAUGCUUGGGACGGUCUAAUGGCUCCGCCAUUGGAGUUUGUUCAGAAGCAUGUCCUUUUGUCAGCCAGAUCAAUUCUCUCUGAAAAUGGAAUCCUAGCUAUAAAUGUGAUUCCUCCAAAUACAUCAUUUUACAAGACAUUGAUCCAUGGGUUUCGAGAUGUUUUCAAUGAGUUGUACGAAAUAGAUGUGGGAAAUGGAGAAAAUUUUAUUCUUAUUGCUGUGACAUCUCCUCUCAUGCCUUCUAGUGAUUGUGAGAACUGUUUCCUCAUCAAACUAGGAAAAGCUAUAUCUGGGGCAUACUUGAAUUCCAUAAAGAAGAUCUAAGCUUUAGUCCUAUCUUUGUUAAAGGGAGUAGCUAUGGGUGUGGGGAAUACAUAAAAGCAUAGAAGGAGCCAUUCUUUGUUAUGUUAUGUGGGUAAGGAAAGGAGAAUGGUUGAACAGCCAAGAUACUUGGAAUAGUUCUACCUUCAGGCCCCAAAAUUUUAAUUAGUCUACUUCUACAUGGAUUGGAGGAGAGAAGAUGAGAGAGUAGAAAAACUCUGUACAACAGUAAUUCUUGUUUACACUUUAACUUGCCCUCCAAGUUUCCCUUUUUAUCCCAAAUACCAUGGAGAUAGAGGAAUUCAAUGGUGGCUACUGUGUUUAGAGUGAAACAUGCCCAAAGAGUUUGCUUGGGAGUAUAAACUGCAAGUGUUCUCCUGCGAAGCGAAGAAACCGACAUUAGGCAACUGAUUGAUUGGAAUAGAAUGCUGGACAGGUCUUUUGGGGAAAUAGAUAAUUAAGUGAGCAGCAAUGAGCCAGGUAGAUUCUGACGGUGGCAUUGGUCAGGAAGAUUUGGACAGUAGCACUGGUGGCUUUAUUGAAUGUGGAGCUGGCCAAGUAAAUGGACUAUGUUUGCAUUGUCAAGUGGCCAGAAG